AUGACAACUACCACCCCUUUAGAAAGCGGCCGUAUGCUGGCCGCAAGCAAGACUGACACACGCUCUAGUCUGCUAGACUGGCCCCAGUUGGUGGGACUGAGAGAGCUGGACUUGGGGACUGACAAACUCCCACCUCUCCACUGGCUUGCGCACCCUUUCCCUACCGAGCUCGAAGUUAUACCAGAUAAUACCCCUCCUGAUGUUAUAACUAUUAUCCACCAGUCCUUAUCUUUUGACCUGUACAGGAAAAAGGCAUUGCCUUCUCAGGAUGGCGGGUCAGAUGCGCACCAGAAUGGGGAUAGAUGGUCUCUCAUGUCCGAUUCGCAAUGCAGACAGCGAAAUGGUUCGAUCUCACAGUUAUCUCGCUUAUCAUCGCUAAACAAUUCUGAGGGGAGUCGAUCGCCCUCGAAGCGCUCGGUGGACUCUGGGUCUAUUAGACGUCCUCUGGGCUGGAUUGGCAGUAAGAAGUCGAACCCUACCAGGGCAUUUAGGGAUAGAUUAAGGGAGCGCAAUACAUUCAAGUAA
Histoplasma capsulatum G186AR is the source of this 525-nucleotide messenger RNA. RefSeq lists its product as uncharacterized. Bases 1 to 525 code for a protein of 174 amino acids. The record is from RefSeq and is a predicted model, not a curated record. NCBI's taxonomy places the organism in Eukaryota, Fungi, Ascomycota, Eurotiomycetes, Onygenales, Ajellomycetaceae. The transcript has a single exon.